Scheffersomyces coipomensis is the source of this 2451-nucleotide messenger RNA. It is a transcript of the gene GSG1, whose product is annotated as Gsg1p. The transcript has a single exon. The record is from RefSeq and is a predicted model, not a curated record. Bases 301 to 2409 code for a protein of 702 amino acids. NCBI's taxonomy places the organism in Eukaryota, Fungi, Ascomycota, Pichiomycetes, Serinales, Debaryomycetaceae. Gene Ontology annotation, cellular component: TRAPPIII protein complex.
GUUACAUUUAAGAAUUAUUUUUUGUCUGUUGACAAUGUGUCCUAAUUAGGAAAUGUCGUCUCGCGAAAUCAUCUUUUUACAAGUUAUAAAAGUUGAUUUACAUAUUAACUAUGAUCUACAGUUUAUACCUUCCCUUUUACAGUUUAUCAUCUUUUGAUUGCGGUUGGGAUUUUUGUUUUUGAUGUUUUUCUUUCCUUUUGGAGUGUGUAAACUAAGCAAGACUGAGCUAACCUAAUUAUUACAGCCAAAUUUGACAACCAAAGGGAACUGAUUUUAUCAAAGUAUAGGGUCUUACUUAUCAUGGAUUACCCUAAGGGACUAGAUCCAUAUAUAGCAAGACAACAUCUCCUUCAUCAUACUUAUUCUCCAUUAAUAUCAAUUCAAUCAUCUCUAAAUGCAGAUGUUUUAUUCCAAACCAUUCUAAAUAAUAAUGAUAUAUCAACUCUACAAAUAUUUAAACCUUAUGGUAAUAAUGCUAAAUAUAGUAUACCGAAUCAACUGUUUAAAAUCACCAGUACUCAAUUAAUCACUAAGAAUUAUCCAAGUUUCCCCAUCCGAUUUGAACCUUCUUUACCUGAAUUAUUAUCCGCUUAUAAUACAACUUCUGUAUCUGCAUCCAAUUCAUCCAAUGUUAAUUCAUCAUCACCCAUACCACCAUCAAUCACAUCUACUUCCACCUCAGCCACAUCUCCUCAUCAACAAUUGAAUCAAUUGUUUAGUAUCAGUUCUUUAGAAGUAUUACUAAAACAUUUAUCUUUAACUUCUCAUGAUAAAGAAUUAUAUCUCACCUUUCUUAAUAAAAUCAUCACUUCAAAUAAGAUUGUCCCAUUCGAAACAUUCAAUCAUCCUAUAUCUCAAAUCUUUGUCAUUGAUUUUGAAAAGGAUACCGUAGAAAACUUACGAAAGAUGAUUGUUGAUUUUAGAAAUUUUAAUUUUCCAAAAUUUUAUCAAAUUGAUGAUUUAUUAAUCCAUACUUUCAUCUUAUUUGAUUCCAAUAAAUUCUCAAAUAAUGAUCUUUUCAAUUUUCAAAAUCAAAUUAAAUCAAUGUUAAAUAUCAAUUCAUCAAUCAUUCCAAUCACUGAAUCAACCACCAGUGAUGAUAUCAUGGUGAAAUUAUCCAUCAUUGAAAAUUCAACCAUUGAAGAAGAUUUACAAAGAAUAGCAUUACAAGAACAAUCCACUACUAAUUCCAACCCCCCAUCUAAUUUCAUUCAAAUUCCAAAAUCAAUUGAUUCAGUCCUUCGUCAUCGAUUUUAUGAUUUUAUAAAUAAAUACUUAAUCCCUCAUAUGCAAUCUAAAAUUCGAAUUUGGGAUGAUCAAAGAUUACAACCAAAGAAAUCAAUAACAGGUAGAUUAUUCUCUGCUUCACGGAAAUUAUUUAAUAAUAAUAGUGAUUCAAAUUUAUCAUCUUCAACUUCAUCCACAUCAUCAGGUGUAAUAAAUUCCGCCGUACCAUUCAAUUCUAUCGAACAUUAUUAUCAUAAAUCAAGUUCAGAACAAAUCAUUCGAAAACUCGCUGAUUGGUCUUUGAUAUUAAAGGAUUUCAAAUAUGCUUAUUCCACCUAUGAUUUAAUCAAAAAGGAUUAUACUAAUGAUAAAGCUUGGGUUUAUGUGGCGUCGAUUCAAGAAAUGUGUAUUGUUUCAUUAUUAUUAGCUCAAACUCAAGAAGGUACUGUUAAUUCGAUUGAUAAAAGUACCUUAAGAAGAAUCAGAUAUGAUAUUAUUGAACCUUAUAUUGAUAAUUUAUCCUAUACUUUCAAAUCAAGAUUGAAUAUUAAAACUUAUAGUUUUAAGACGUUAUUAAUCACAGUCGAAUUAUUAUUAUGUAUAUCAACAGCUUAUAACGUAUCAUGGUUUUUCAAUGAUAUGAUUGAACGAUAUUUAUUAAAAUUAAUUAAUGAAUUCGAUAGUCAUUUAUCCACGAAUAAUCCUCAAGCUAUCCGAGCUGUCGUUUUUGAAAGAUUAGGUUAUUGUUUGGGGAAAUGUACAUAUAUACUGGAUCAAUAUUUACCAUUAUUAAAGAUGGAUAAUUAUAAUAAAACCAUCAUAACUCAUGAACAUGAACAUCCCAAAGAUGUUGAUGGGAAUGAUGUCGAGAUAAAACACGAUGAUAAUGACUCACUUUAUAAGAAUCCUCAAAAAUUAUUCCCGACUACUAAUACCAGUAUUUUAGGAUUAACUAGAUUUAGAAAAUCAUCACUUUGGUAUUUACUUUCGAUGAAAGAAUGGAUUGAAUUGAAGAGAAUCAAACAAAUCCCAUACUUACUUAACAAUAUCAAAUUGAUUUAUGAUAUUGAUGAUACCGUUAUCGAUAGUGAAAAUUGGUAUGAUAGAAGUGAUUUAUUAUUAGGUUUUAUUAAGAAGUAUAUGAAAGAGUCCGAAUCAAAUAAAGAAGUUGAUAAUGAAUAAUGAUACCCCCUUUACUUCUACAUAUAGACUUACAUACAUUAA